AUUUGCAAGGCUGGAGUCUUAUGCGUUGGGGCUUGAUCGGCUGGAUGCGUCCUUUCUCGCGGCCACAUCCCCACAGCCAUGGUCAGCACCAGAACUCGCUCCUACCAGCCGCCAGCCGGAGGCGGCCCUGAGACCGGCCCUCCCGCCAGGGCGCCUGUAGCAGGCCGCACCCGCCACGCCUCUCUCAACGCAGCCGCGCCGCCAGCGUCGCCGACGCCGGCGCCGGCGCGGCGGCGGCGCACCUCCUCGCUGACGGCGCCGUCCGCCGAGCCGGCUGAAGCGCGGCCGCACCGCAAGGAGCUGCUGCAGCGCUACCGGCGCCAGGCGGACGCGCUGCCGACGCUGCCAGAGCGACUGGCUGGGUCCCUGGAGGAGGAGAAGGAGGAGGAGCGGCUGGCUGAGUCUCCGGAAAAGGAGGAGCGACCGGCCAAGCCAGAGUCUCCGGUGGAGGAGGAGCGGCUGGCCAAGCCGGAGCCCCCGGAGGGGGAGCGACCGGCCAAGCCGGAGUUCCCGGAGGAGGAGCGACCGGCCAAGGGGGAGUCCCCGGAGGAGGAGAAGCAGUCGGUCGAGCAGAACUCCGCGGAGAAGGUGACGCGCGCGGUGGUGCCAGCGCCACGCGAGGCGGACGAGGCGGCGCCGACCGGGCCGACGGCAGAACAACCAGCGCCGGAUCAGGCGGCGGCGGCGCCGGAGGAGGACGCGAUGGAAGUGGAGGACGCGCUGACGCCGGCGGCUGAGCCGGCGCCGGCCGCCGCUGCUGCGCCGGCCGCGCAGAGCCGGGGACUCGCAGCCGUCCAGAGGAUCCUGGCCGGCGGGCGGGACACGGAGCGUGGUGAGCCACCGCUGCCACCGCCGCCUCCGUCGCAAACCGCCCGACCGCCGUCACAAGCCGUCCGGCCGCCGCCGCCGCCGCGCGGCCAGCCCAAGUCGGGCCGCUUCUGGAAGCCGGUACGCUCGAGGGCAUCGAAAGUGCUAGUGCGCGAUCCCGUCAGUUACGAGGUGCGCAUGCAGAAGCGACAGCAGUUGAAGGUGGUGAAGGCCUUGGAGAAUCAGCUGAAGGACGAGCGGAAGCAGAAGCAGCAGGAGCUGCGCAAGCGGCGGGAGUACAACGAGAAGAAAACGGCGGAAAACGCGCUUAAGUCGGAGGUCUAUCAGGUCAUAAAGAACCCACAAAAAAUAAAACGAAUGAAGAAGAAGCAGCUGCGCUUGUUGCAGAAACGCGACACGACCGUGGUGGGUAAAAGUGUUCUAGACGAAUAAAGGCUUGACAUGGCA
Molecule: messenger RNA, 1275 nt
Organism: Pollicipes pollicipes
Lineage: Eukaryota; Metazoa; Arthropoda; Thecostraca; Pollicipedomorpha; Pollicipedidae
Product: coiled-coil domain-containing protein 86-like
Exons: 2
Coding region: 79-1260 (393 amino acids)
Cellular component (GO): nucleolus
Source: RefSeq, a predicted model, not a curated record